This is a messenger RNA of Pollicipes pollicipes, 3075 nucleotides long. RefSeq names its product acyl-CoA dehydrogenase family member 11. The transcript is spliced from 12 exons. Gene Ontology annotation, molecular function: acyl-CoA dehydrogenase activity. The coding region runs from base 77 to 1963 and encodes 628 amino acids. Lineage: Eukaryota; Metazoa; Arthropoda; Thecostraca; Pollicipedomorpha; Pollicipedidae. The record is from RefSeq and is a predicted model, not a curated record.
AUUAAUGCGCAGUUUCCAUCCUUGCCUAGUUCAACCGAUGGGUUGAGAGAGCGUGACAGUACACUUCACAGCUGCAAUGCUUGCGUGCUGCCUGUGGAGGGUUUGUGGGCAGUCCCCGCGCUUAGCGCGUGGCCGGCAGCCAUCUGAUGCCCUGCUGGCCGCGCGGUUCUUCUCGCUGUCUCGCGCCGAACGGGGAGCUGUGCCGCCCGUCUCCCGCGCCAAUCUGGGCGUGUUUUGCCAGCAGCCCCACCAGCUGACCAACACAUAUCUGGGCGACCCCACACUCGCCAAAUAUCUGCGCAGGCUUCUGCCUCGCGAGGUCUUCGAGGCAGUGGACCCGGACUUGGAGAGAUUCGGCGAACGCUGCGCCACAGAUAUCUACAAAUUGGGUCUGGAUUGUGAGAACAACCCACCAAAACUGGAGACUUUCAAUGCAUGGGGCGAGCGCAUUGACAAACUAGUGACCUGUCAUGCCUGGACCAAGAUGAAGACGAUCGCCGCUGAGGAGCUGCUCAUCGAGUCUGCGUACCGGCGCAACUUCGCCGAGCACAGCCGGCUCUACCAAAUGGCCAAGGUGUUCCUGUUCAACCCGUCGUCGGGCCUUUACUCCUGCCCGCUGGCCAUGACAGACGGCGCCGCCAAAACGCUGGAGGGCAACAGCUCGCGUCACCUGAAGAUGGCGUACGAGCACCUGACCUCUCGGAACCCCGCCAAGUUCUGGACCUCCGGCCAGUGGAUGACGGAGAAGCGUGGCGGCUCGGACGUGGCGACCGGCACGGAGACGGUGGCCGUGCCGCACGAGGGCGGCACGUACCGCCUCUACGGCGUCAAGUGGUUCUCCUCAGCCACGGACGCUGACGUCUGUCUGACGCUGGCACGCACGCUGGACCCGAGCGGUCGGCCCGUACAGGGAUCGGGAGGCCUGAGCAUGUACUUCGUCGAGACACGUCACCCAAGUGGAAAGCUAAAUAACAUUGAGAUUAUCCGUCUGAAGAACAAACUGGGCACGCGCCAGCUGCCGACUGCCGAGCUGCUGCUCGACGGCACGGUGGCGCGCCGCGUCGGCGAGGACGGCCGCGGCGUGGCCAACAUCGCCGUCAUGCUGACUGUUACCCGGCUGCACAACGCCGUCUCCAGCGUCGCCGUAAUGCGCAGGGUGCUGCAGCUGGCGCGCGACUACAGCCGGCGGCGUACGGCGUUCGGCCGGCCGGUGGGCGAUUGGCCUCUGCACACGCGCACCCUCGCCCUCAUGGAGGUCGAGACCCGCGCCUGCCAGGCCUUCCUGCUGCAGAUGGUCAGCCUGCAGGGCCGUGAUGACGUGGGUGCCGCCAGCGACUCGGACCGGCUUCUGCUGCGUCUGCUCAUGCCCGUCAUCAAGCUGUACACAGCCAAGCAGGCCGUCUGGACGGCCUCCGAGGGCCUGGAGAGCUUCGGCGGACAGGGCUACAUCGAGGACACGGGCCUGCCGGGCCUGCUGCGUGACAGCCAGGUGCUGCCCAUCUGGGAGGGCACCACCAACGUGCUCUCGAUGGACGUGUUGCGCGCGCUCCGCAAGACGGGCGGCGAGGCGUGGCGCGCCCUGGCGGCCGACGUGGCGGAGCGCCUGCUGCCGCCGGCCGCUGCUCACCCCCGGCUCAGGCCGGCCGUCGUCAAGGUGAAGCAAAUCUUGCCCGGUGUAGAGAAGUUUAUGAAAGAAAACCAGGACAGCUUAGACGUGGCAGCAAGGGAUCUAGCUUUCACCAUCGCCAAGACUUACAUGUGUGCGCUGCUGUGCCACCACGCGGCCGGCGCGGACGGCGACGCCGAGGAUCUGGUGGUGGCGGAGCGGUGGGCCAGCCAGGAGCUGGCGCCGCUGCUGACCGAGCGCGCCCGCUACCAGCCCGACCAGCUGCAGACGGACGCCGCGCUGGUGAUGGCCGGCCACGGGACCAGCAGACCAGCACCCGACCUGACCAGCACCUGACCUGAACGCACGGGAACUGACCGGCAGCCACACUCGGACCGCCACCCGUCCUGUGUUGACUGGACCUGCACCGAACGUGAGCUGACCUGAUCCGACUUGACCUUGCCGACACACCCUCCGUGACUGACCUGACGAGUACCGGAGGCGACCGGACAACGGCCGUGGGAAAUCCGGCCGGCGAGCCAGCUCCUACACCUGGCUUGACCGGCGGCGCGCCGCUCCUCGCUGAACUAGGGAGCGUGCGAGCGGCGGGCGUCCGUGCAACACAGCGCACUAUGGGGUGGGGCUCUCUUGUCACAGGGGAACGGCAGCGGUCUGGCGUAGCGGUGCGCGGGGCGCUCCGAAGCACGGUGUUGUUCACUAGCGUCCGGUGCUGAGUCCGAUCGGAGCGGUGUGCAGGCGGCGCGCCGCACCAGUACGCUGCGGGAUACCGGACUGUUUGCGAUGCCCGGCUCGUGGGAGGUGCCCAGGUGUUUUCUCUAACGUGUUGUCAAUGGCUUUCGCUGGGCGUGUGUGCCAUAAUGUCAAACCAGUUUAUGGGCUGUUGUGAUACUGUGUCGCGCAUGUGGGAUGUACCGUGCGUUGGACCAUUGGGCUACAGUACGAGCUCGAUGGCCUUGUGCUAAUUGUGGAUGGCGGAUACUGGGUGGUGCCUGACCAUGCCCCGGUUUUGAAGCCCUAACGUUGUUUCUAAUAGUUAUAUAGUGACGUUGUUCGGCUUACAUGGCCAUGGUGUAAUUAAUCCGGGUUCCUCCUUCCAUAUCAUCGUUCGCCAGCUGCAGCAAUCGCGCUCGUCACUCAUCGUGAUGGAACAUUUCCUACGGAAUCGGCACGGACUUCCGCCUAUUCCAGUCAUGUACCCUGGCAUGCAUUCGAUCGCAUAAUGACUGGGGGGAAUCUUGGCGCGGCUGCUGGUGAAUCGUCAUGAGGUCGGCAAAGCGGCCUGCCGCAGUGCCAACCAUGUGCAAUACUGUACCUGCUCUGCAUAACAGCGCUUCCCGCAGGCGGCCGCGAGGGGGAGGGGCAGCGCGAGGCCGCGCGCUGAGUGACAGGGUAACGGAAACGGUCGGCUGGCCGCCAGGCACGGCCUCAAUUGAAUACACACAUGGUGG